Molecule: messenger RNA, 808 nt
Organism: Leptosomus discolor (cuckoo roller)
Lineage: Eukaryota; Metazoa; Chordata; Aves; Leptosomiformes; Leptosomidae
Source: RefSeq, a predicted model, not a curated record
AGGGUGCUGUCCAGCAUGACAAAUGCAAUCUUGGCUCGAGUUUAUAAGCAUAAUGAUCUGGACCUAAUGACGAAAGAAGCCACGAUCCCAAUAAUCAAUGCAUUGUCUGAUUUAUACCAUCCUCUCCAGAUUUUAGCUGAUUACCUAACUCUUCAGGAGCACUAUGGUGGGCUGAACGGGCUUACUGUCACCUGGAUUGGGGACGGAAACAACGUCCUCCACUCCAUCAUGAUGAGUGCUGCAAAGCUGGGAAUGCACCUGCACAUUGCAACUCCCAAGGGCUUUGAACCAGACCUCAGAAUAACUAAAAUAACUGAACAGUACUCCAAAGAGUAUGGUACCAAGUUACUUCUCACAACAGAUCCUUUGGAAGCUGCAGAUGGGGCCAAUGUCUUAGUUACAGAUACAUGGAUAAGUAUGGGACAAGAAGAGCAAAAGAAAGAAAGACUGAAGGCAUUUCAAGGUUAUCAGAUUACAAUGCAGACUGCAAAAUCUGCUGCUUCCAACUGGACUUUUUUGCAUUGUUUACCCAGAAAACCUGAAGAAGUUGAUGAUGAAGUAUUUUAUUCUCCACGGUCAUUGGUUUUCCAGGAGGCUGAAAACAGAAAAUGGACGAUUAUGGCUGUCAUGGUUUCCCUGCUGACAGAUUACUCACCACAGCUACAAAAGCCUACAUUCUGAAGCUUGGAUUCCUGCCAAGAGAAAAAUAUUCCUCAUCGGCAGAAUAUUCUGGUCCACAAAUACGUAGAUCUUCUUCAGGAAGGAUCAAGGCAAUGACUGAUUCUUUAAUAAAACCGUGUAGUUAGCU